GCUCUCCCUCAUCUCAUUGUUUCAGACCAGGCCAAAUCUGAGGUCUUUCCAGGGAGUGGCUCUGCUCGUCUUAUUCUCCAGCCAAAGCAGGAACAGUGUGAGAGGAGAGAGACACCUCCAGCCGCCAAAGGACUCGGUGGAAAGAGCAGAACACCGUAGACGAUAUGCUGCUCUCGGGACCAAAGAUGCUGCUGUUUCUCACUGCACUCAUCCUUCCCUCCGAUUGGAUGCCCCUGGGAGUCAAGGGUCAACGAGGAGACGAUGUGACUCAAGUGACUCAAGAAACAUUCACAGAAGAUCCUAAUCUGGUGAAUGAUCCUGCUACAGAUGAAACAGUUCUGGCUGAUGUCGGGCCUUCCACAGAUGACCUGGCCUCGCCCAGUGAUAAAAAUGCCACCACAGAGUGCCGGGAGGAGAAAUUUGCUUGUACAAGACUCUACUCUGUGCAUCGGCCUGUCAAACGGUGCAUUCAUCAGUUAUGCUUCACCAGCUUACGACGUAUGUACAUCAUCAACAAGGAGAUCUGCUCCCGUCUUGUCUGUAAGGAGCAUGAAGUUAUGAAAGAUGAGCUUUGCCGUCAGAUGGCCGGUCUACCCCCAAGGCGGCUCCGGCGCUCCAACUACUUCCGACUUCCUCCCUGAAACAUGGAUUUGCAGAGACCCGGCGGUCUGUGA
This is a messenger RNA of Carlito syrichta (Philippine tarsier), 674 nucleotides long. RefSeq names its product microfibril associated protein 5 (gene MFAP5). Gene Ontology annotation, biological process: embryonic eye morphogenesis. Lineage: Eukaryota; Metazoa; Chordata; Mammalia; Primates; Tarsiidae. Gene Ontology annotation, cellular component: microfibril. The record is from RefSeq and is a predicted model, not a curated record.